Messenger RNA from Cornus florida, 444 nucleotides. RefSeq lists its product as uncharacterized. NCBI's taxonomy places the organism in Eukaryota, Viridiplantae, Streptophyta, Magnoliopsida, Cornales, Cornaceae. Bases 1 to 444 code for a protein of 147 amino acids. The transcript has a single exon. The record is from RefSeq and is a predicted model, not a curated record.
AUGAUCCCAACAAACUCAACCUACAUCUCACUUGUCCCUAAAAUUACAAAUCUAUCUACCAUCAGUGAUUAUACAUCAAUAUCAUGCUACUCAACCAUUUACAAAUGCAUAUCAAAUUUACUUGCUAACAAGCUCAAGCCUACAUUGCCCCAUAUCAUUGAUCAAGCACAGUCUGCAUUUAUGCUUGGAAGGCAAAUUGAUGACAGCAUUCUUCUUGUACAAGAGCUCCUCAAUGGUUACCAUAGGCAAACUUUCUCCCCAAGAUGUGCCCUCAAGAUAGAUCUUAAGAGAGCAUUUAUUUCAGUAUCAUGGGACUUCCUAUUUGAUUCCCUAAAAUUGUUUGGUUUCCAGCACUGUUUAACAACUGAAUCCAAACUUGUGUUUCUACUCCCACAUUCACCAUUUCCAUCAAUGGGGAAUUUAAUGGCUACUUCAGCAGUUUAA